This is a messenger RNA of Malus domestica (apple), 588 nucleotides long. The record is from RefSeq and is a predicted model, not a curated record. Lineage: Eukaryota; Viridiplantae; Streptophyta; Magnoliopsida; Rosales; Rosaceae.
AUCACGAUCCGAGUACACUUUUGACAGUGUGUCCUCCAUCAUCAUAUGAAUGUUUCGUCGUCUCUCUCGGGCUCUGGAAGAAGGGUGAGGACGAUACCUGACAUUGCACAAAUGACGAACACCGCAUCCAAAAUCGGACAAGAUUUGUUGGUGAAAAUUCUGUCAACUGUGCCUUCGAAAUCUCUGAUGCGAUUCAAUCGCGUCGCGAAAUGGUGGUAUGCUCUCAUCAACGACCACAGCUUCGUACACAAGCACCUCUCCAAAUCCUUGCACGACAAUCAAUUCACUCGUGCCUUUUUGAAGCGAAUGUUAGUCCCUACGGAAGACCCCAAUGAUAACGAAACUCAAUCCGUAUUCUCAGUACUUACUUGUGCCAAUGUCGCUGUUGACGAUGACGAUGGCGGUGUGCAAAAGUAUAGCACUCUUUCUGGGACGGAGGACUUCGAUGUUCCUCUUGCUAUGAGCCUAGAGAUUGGGGAUGAUCAAUCAUUUCGCGUUGUAGGUCGUUGUGAUGGCAUCAUUUGUCUAGCUGCUGACCUAAUUCUAGUAAGGUGAUCUUGUGGAAUCCGACAAUUCAGGAAUUCAGGG